AAAUGGUAACACGAAGCUACAGAACUGUCUUGGGUGGCUCUAUGCACAACCAUUUCCCCCAUUCCGUUUCCAACCUCUAUUACCAUACCUACCCAAACCAUUUUCCACACAAGAGAUGUAUGUGUACCCAUCAUGCCAUCACCGUCGGAUGCAGAUCGGACGGCGGAGGACCCUCCCAAAAAAGUGACAGCACAGUCAAAAACGGCAAAAAGUAAAGAGUAGAAACCGAAGAGGGCAAGCCAGGUCAAAACCCCCCUCAAAUCGGAAACCUACAAAGCCUACACCUACACAGCCUAGCCUUCUUGUCCUCCACUACCACUGUGCAGCUUCCUUCCUCCGCCAUAAAGCAGAGGAGAGAGAGCCUCACGUGAGAGGCCUCCUCGGUCUCGCCGCGCUCCCCCCAAAACCCCCCAUUUUGCCAUCAUCGCCUCGUCGCCGCCGCCAUCCGCCGCCGUCGUCGCCGUCGUCGCCGGCGACGAGUAGGGAGAAGCUGUCUGGUGGUUAGCGAUGGAAGAUCCUGAAAUUACUGGUCAGCAGUCACCAAAUGCCACAAGUAUUGUGACGGAUCUCAUGGAUUUGGAUGACAUUAUUGUUGAGGGCAAUGAGGUACAGUUUGCUAUGGAUGUGGAUUUGAGAGCAAUACCAUCUCUGAAAGAUGGAGGGCACACAGACCCACUGGUACAAAUCCCAGGUGACAUGUCUCAUAUGGAUGUGGAUUUGAGAGUGAUACCAUCUCUGAAAGAUGGAGGGCAUGCAGACCCACCAGUACAAGUCCCAGUUGACAAGAGGAUUGCAAGCCUAGAGAAGCUCUGUAAAGAAGCAUCAAGAUCAUUUUUCAGGGAAACUAGGCUAGUUAGCCAUCAGAUAAACUCCUACAAUGAUUUUGUCUCUCAUGGGCUCCAAAAGAUGUUUGAUUCUCUCGAUGAAGUUACUGUCGAGCCUGACUAUGAUCCUUCAAAGAAAGUAGGCCCCUGGAGGCACGCGACCAUCAAGUUUGGUCGAGUGGAGCUUGAGGAGCCGGUGUUUUGGGUCGACAACUGUGAUCUUGAUGUGGAAACACUCAAACUGAAGCCUAAACAUGCUCGCCUCCAGAAGAUGACAUACUCUUCAAAGAUGAAAGUAGAAAUGACUGUUCAGGUCUAUUCACUCCACAAAAGCGACAAAGCUAAAACUGGCGAGGACCCAUAUAUACAAAGAAAAGAUAUAAUGAAAGAGACUAAAUGGGUCACUAUUGGCAAGUUACCUGUCAUGGUGAAGUCAAAUUUGUGCUGGCUGCAUAAACUUCAGGAAAGCGAAUGCGAGUAUGAUUUUGGUGGAUAUUUUCUUAUCAAGGGAAUGGAAAAGGUAUUCGUUGCUGAAGAGCAGAGAUGCCUCUCCAGGAUUUGGAUCAAUGACAGCCCCACCUGGGAGGCUUGUUACCAACGGUCUCAAAUCCGACGAGAAAAGAUCUCUAUAAAACCUGUUCAGUCUAAUGAUGGUUUCAGAAAAGUCAUUAACCUGUACUUUUUGGGUGCAACUAUACCAAUCUGGAUAAUGUUUUUUGCACUAGGUGUAUCAUCAGACAAAGAAGCUUUUGAUAUUAUUGACAUACAAGAAUGUGAUGCUUCCAUGGCCAACAUAAUAUCAGCUACUAUAACUGAAUCUCAUGAGCAGUGCGAAGGCUUUCAGAGAGAAGGGAGAGCCAGUGAAUAUAUUGAUAAGUUGAUCAGGAAUACAAAGUUUCCACCAAAAGGAUCCUUUGAUGAGUAUAUUGGUAGGCAUAUGUUUCCUGAUGUUAGUGGGAAUAGGAGCAAAGCACUCUUCUUGGGAUACAUGGUGAGAUGUCUUCUAUUGGCUUCCUCUGGCAAUCGGAAGAGUGAUAAUAGGGAUGAUUUCCGCAACAAGAGGCUGGAUUUGGCAUGUGAAUUGCUCCAGAGAGAGCUAUGGGUACAUAUUAUGCAUGCCCAGAAACGUAUGGUCAAGGUCAUGCAGAGACAUUUGAGUGGUGAUGGUGACCUACAACCUCUUGAGUGUUAUGUCCAUGCAUCAAUUGUUACCAAUGGUCUCAACCGUGCCUUCUCCACUGGUUCCUGGUGCCAUCCAUUUAAUAAAAGAGAGAGGUGUUCAGGGAUUGUUGCAACCCUUAGGAGAACAAAUCCUCUUCAAAUGAUGUCUGACAUGAGGAAGACACGACAAUGGGUUGCAUAUGCUGGAAAGGCUGGAGAUGCUAGAUAUCCGAAUCCAUCAUAUUGGGGAAAGCUAUGUUUCUUGUCCACUCCUGAUGGUGAAAAGUGUGGAUUUGUGAAAAAUCUUGCCAUUACUGCUAUCGUUAGUUGUUUGGCAAGGGAGCCCUCGGUUGACGCACUUGUUUCUUGUGGGAUGAAGAAACUGGAUGAACUGCUUCUACAAGAGAUCAGCGGGAAAGACAGAAUCUUCUUGAAUGGAAACUUGGUUGGAGUUUGUGCAGACUCAGUCGAGUUUGUUUUGCACUUAAGGAGCAUGAGACGCAGGAAGCAAAUUGAUGCACAGGUGGAGAUCAAAAGGGACAAGCAAAACAAAGAAGUUCGUAUAUUUUCCGAUCCAGGAAGGAUUCUAAGACCUCUUCUUAUUGUCGAAAAUCUACGAAACAUCAUGAAUCGAAAGAAUGGAUCAUACUCCUUCCAGGAACUUAUGGAUCAAAAUAUAAUUGAGCUGAUUGGUGUUGAAGAAGAGGAGGAUAUCCGGUGUGCUUAUGGAAUUAGGCAUCUCUUUGCAGGGGACGAAGAAAAGAAUUUCUCAUUCUAUACUCAUUGUGAACUUGACCCUUCUUUCUUGCUAGGAUUGAGUUGCAGUAUCAUUCCCUUUGCCAACCAUGAUACUGCUAAGAGAAUUCUAAUGCAAGCUGAAAAGAUAUCGCAACAGGCUAUUGGCUACUCCACUACGAAUCCUCUCUUUAGAGUUGAUACACAUUCCCAUCAGCUCUAUUAUCCACAGAGACCUCUGUUCAAAACUGUAGCUGCUGAUUGUCUUGGUAAGAGAGACUAUACAUCUGGAAGCAAACAUGACUUUGCCAGACCAGAGUAUUUCAAUGGCCAAAAUGCAAUAGUCUCAAUCAGUGUCCAUCAGGGAUUUAACCAAGAGGAUUCUUUGGUAUUGAAUAGGGCCUCUUUAGAGCGUGGCAUGUUUCGAACACAACAUUUUAAGAGCUAUAAAGCACUGAUAGAAAACAAAGAGAUCACCAAACGAUUAAAACACAAGGAAAAUAUCAAUUUUGGAAAAACUCCUAGCAAGAAAGGCCUGGUUGACAGUUUAGAUAUUGAUGGCUUACCAUAUAUUGGAGCAAGUCUUCAGAGUAAUGACAUUAUCAUUGGAAAGGUCUCAGACUCUGGUGAAGAUCAUAGCAUCAAGCUGCUACAUACUGAAAAAGGAAUAGUGGAGAAGGUUGUUCUUUCAGCUACUGAUGAUGGGACAAAUUCUGCGUUUGUUACUCUAAGACAGACUCGCUCGCCACGCAUUGGAGACAAGUUUGCCAGCAUGCAUGGCCAGAAAGGAGUCAUUGGCUUCUUGGAUUCCCAGGAGAACUUCCCUUUUACUCACCAAGGCAUAGUUCCUGACAUUGUGAUCAAUCCCCAUGGCUUUCCAACUCGUCAGACUCCCGGCCAACUUCUUGAAGCUGCACUAGGCAAAGGAAUCGCCCUCGGCGGUGCCACCCGGUAUGCGACACCGUUCACAAGUCCAUCUGUGGAAGUGAUCACAGAGCAGCUGCACAAGGCUGGGUUCUCCAGGUGGGGAGGGGAGAGCGUGAUCAACGGCCGCACCGGCGAGCGUGCGGCGUCGCCGGUGUUCACCGGACCGACGUUCUACCAGCGGCUCCACCACAUGGCCGAGGACAAGGUCAAGUUCCGGAACACCGGCCCGGUGCACCCGCUGACGCGGCAGCCGGUGGAGGACCGCCGCCGGUACGGCGGCGUCAAGUUCGGCGAGAUGGAGCGCGACUGCCUCCUCGCCCACGGCGCCGCCGCCAACCUCCACGAGCGCCUCUUCCUCCUCAGCGACGUGUCGCGCCUCCACGUCUGCCGCCGAUGCCAGCGCGCCGCCGUCGUCGUGUCGCCCGCCGUCGCCGCCGACGGCGGCGGCGGCCGGAAGGUGAGGGGGCCGUACUGCAGGUUCUGCAGGUCGGCGGAGGAGGUGGUGAGGGUGAGCGUGCCUUAUGGCGCCAAGAUCCUCUACCAGGAGCUCUUCUCCAUGGGCAUCUGCCUCAAGUUCGACACCGAGCUCAUCUAGAGUAGACUCUCAGCUUUGGACGGGAAACAUCAUGAUUUAUUCUUUUAAAAAUGGGAUUUUUAUCAUUUUUUAAGAACAUUUUUAAGGACAUUUUAGUCUGGUGAGGAGAGUUGACAAUUUACUCCAUUCAUUUUAUAUUAUAAGACGCUUUGGAUUUGUCGUAAUAAGUCUCUUGAAUGUCAUUAAAACCUGUAUUGGGAUAUUAUCCAAUUGGGGCAAUUGUGUUCUUACCCCUACUUUCAUAUCUAAUUGUGAUUUUACCCCUC
Molecule: messenger RNA, 4508 nt
Organism: Oryza sativa Japonica Group (Japanese rice)
Lineage: Eukaryota; Viridiplantae; Streptophyta; Magnoliopsida; Poales; Poaceae
Product: DNA-directed RNA polymerases IV and V subunit 2
Biological process (GO): DNA-templated transcription
Cellular component (GO): RNA polymerase II, core complex
Molecular function (GO): DNA binding; ribonucleoside binding
Source: RefSeq, a predicted model, not a curated record